Molecule: messenger RNA, 1681 nt
Organism: Cuscuta epithymum
Lineage: Eukaryota; Viridiplantae; Streptophyta; Magnoliopsida; Solanales; Convolvulaceae
Source: the annotation of a GenBank genome assembly
AUAUAGGCAUGAAUUGAAAUGGUUGCGUUGUAGGUUGCAUGGAUGGUGGACCUUGCACAUUAUUAAAACCCGGAAACAUGAUCGGGUAGUAGGCCGAAGGUUGAGAAGAAGUUUGUGGGGUCCCUCCAAAAGCGCUAGGGACCAUUGUUGGAACUUGUUGAGAGAAAUUGAAUGUAUUUUGUUGAGGACCGGAUGAACCAUUUUGGGGAAAAGUAUAGUAAUUUUGGGGAGGAAAAAAAAAAGAUGUAUUUGUUGAGGAAACAUGGGAGGCAUUUGUGGUUGAGUACCGGAAAUAGAUUGAUCAUACCCAUGAUAGAGAAACGGAAUCAUCCAUGGACCCAUAUUUGCUUACAUGGCCGCUAGUUCUCUUAACUCCUGCACUUCUUUCCUCAAGGCCUUCAUCUCCUCCUUAAUAGAUUCACUAUCGGGGUCACUUUGUAUGGAGGCACAAUGUGUGGAUUUCAAAGAGCCAGUACGCAAAUAUUCGGGGCCAAGAGCCCCCCAACCAAUUCAGAACUACUUUUUUGUAGCAGUAGAAACCGUGUACAUGGCCUUGUUUAGCUUCUCAGUGUAAUCUGUUGCAACUCCAAUCCCAGGACGAUCACAAUACAACGCUACAUCUUUCCUAGCCUUCAAAUUGUCUUUUGUUCUAUCUUUUUCGUUCAUUAGAGUAUAAAAUAAAUUGUCAAACACAUUCUUCUCAAUGUGCAUGACAUCUAAAUUAUGUCUAACUAAUAAACAUCCCCAAUAAGGCAGGUGCCAGAAAAUGCUCCUCUUUGUCCAUUUGUGAUUGACUCCAUACCCUUGUGGUAGUUCAUUAGGCUCCUGAACUGCUGUCGCUAUCAUAUGAACACGUUCAAAUAUUUGUUGUCCGGUUAACCUGAGAGGAGGACUACUUUCCUGUUUUCCUUUUAUAAAAGAAUGAAUGUCCCUUCGAUAAGGGUGCUUGCGUGGUAAGAACUUUUUAUGACAGUCAAAGUAACAUGCCUUACGUCCAUUCUUAAGGUACAUUGCAUUGUUACCUUCCAUACAAAUAGGCACCCCAAGAGACCUGAUGUACUCCAACCGGACAACAUCCCGUAUGCGGGAAAGUCACUUAUCGUCCACAUUAAAAUGGCACGCAUUGAGAACAUGGUAUUUGACAUAACGUCAUAUGUCACUGGACCCUCUUCCCACAAAUGGUGCAAUUCAUCAACAAAGGGUUGUAAGUAAACAUCAAUUUUCUUUUUUGGACAUAUUGGCCCCGGAAUAAUAAGCGACAAAAACAUGUAGGGAUAUUUCAUACACAUACCAAGAGGCGGAUUGUACGUCGUUAGGAUGACGGGCCAACAAGAGUAUGAUGCACCAUAUUGUCCAUGUGCAGCAAAACCAUCCGAGCAUAAACCAAGUCGUACAUUUCGAGGCUCCGAGGCGAAGUCCGGAUACAUCAUGUCAAUGUGUUUCCAUGCCUCACUAUCACAAGGGUGGCCCAUCAAAUUCCCUGUUGCUUCAUGCAUUGCGUGCCACUUCAUCUCUUCAGUUGUUUGUCGUGAAGCAUAUAACCUCUACAGUCUUGGCGUCAAGGGAAGAUAUCUUAAUACAGAAACAUUGAUCACAAUUACAUUGAUGGUGAAGCUUUCUAGUCUAUAAAAUGUAUGUAUGGAAGAUAGAUCUGGGAAUGAAGCUUUCCAUUGAUGGUGAA